AUGUCCUCCCAACCGUCACCCGUCUUCCUCGUCUGGGGCGGCGACCUCAACCGCGGGUGGAUCGGCCAAAUGGUCGUCGAGCUCCUCAAACAACAAGGCAAAAACGUCCACAGCACCAUGACCCGAAUGGAAGAGCAAUCCCAAGUCCGCGCCAUCCUCGACGAAAUCAAACCAACCCAUGUCAUCAACUGUGCCGGCAAAACCGGUCGUCCCACCGUCGACUGGUGCGAAACCCAUCAAGUCGAAACAAUGGAAACCAACUGCCUCGGCGUCCACAUCGUAACGAGCGAAUGCCACAAGCGGGAUAUCCACUGCACCAUCGUCGCAACAGGCUGCAUCUACACCUCCACCUACGACCCCACAAUGACAACCCUCCUCUCCCCACCCUUCACGGAAUCCUCACCCCCCAACUUCGCCGGCUCCUUCUACAGCGCCACCAAAGCCCCCAUCGAAUCCAUCCUCGCUCACUACCCCAACACUCUCAUCCUCCGCCUCCGCAUGCCCGUCUCCGCCGACCUCUCCCCCCGCUCCUUCGUCACCAAAAUCCUCGCGUACGAACACAUCGUCAAUAUCCCCAAUUCGCACUCCAUCCUCCCUUCCCUCCUCCCGAUAAUAAUCGCUCUGGCGGAACACGGGGAAGAAGGGGUGUAUAACUUCACCAACCCUGGAGCCAUAUCCCACAACGAGGUAUUGGAAUUGUACAAGGAGAUUGUCGAUCCGAGUAUCUCGUGGAAGAAUUUCACGGUGGAGCAGCAGAGUCGGGUGAUUGUGGCGGAGAGGAGUAAUUGCGCGUUGGAUGCGGGGAAGUUGAUGGGGAAGGUGAAGCAGUAUCAGGGGGAAGGGGUGGAGGUGGAGUUGCCCGAGGUGAGGGAGGCGUAUCGGAGGUGUUUUGAGGUGUUGAAGAAGGGUUUGGGGGAGGUGCAGCAGAGGGGUGGUGCGGCUUAG
Messenger RNA from Zymoseptoria tritici IPO323, 945 nucleotides. RefSeq lists its product as uncharacterized. NCBI's taxonomy places the organism in Eukaryota, Fungi, Ascomycota, Dothideomycetes, Mycosphaerellales, Mycosphaerellaceae. Gene Ontology annotation, molecular function: methionine adenosyltransferase regulator activity. Gene Ontology annotation, biological process: S-adenosylmethionine biosynthetic process. The record is from RefSeq and is a predicted model, not a curated record. The coding region runs from base 1 to 945 and encodes 314 amino acids. The transcript has 2 exons. Gene Ontology annotation, cellular component: methionine adenosyltransferase complex.